Molecule: messenger RNA, 2133 nt
Organism: Acaromyces ingoldii
Lineage: Eukaryota; Fungi; Basidiomycota; Exobasidiomycetes; Exobasidiales; Cryptobasidiaceae
Exons: 2
Coding region: 1-2133 (710 amino acids)
Cellular component (GO): cytosol
Molecular function (GO): FMN binding; flavin adenine dinucleotide binding; NADPH-hemoprotein reductase activity
Source: RefSeq, a predicted model, not a curated record
AUGUCGAUAGGCGAGGAGCACGACGGGGUCGAAGAGGAGGCGCAGGUGCAGGAGCAGCAGCAGCAGCAGCAGCGGGCAUUUACGGUCCUCUAUGGCACGCAGACGGGCAAUGCGCAGGACGUGGCGACACGCAUCGCGCGGCAGGCCCGCCGGCGGCGGAUCCACGUUGUCGUCAAGAGCAUGGACGAGUACGACGUGACGGACCUCAUCGCGGAGCCGCUCGUCUUUCUCGUCCUCUCGACGACGGGCCAGGGCGACUUCCCGCCCGCCGCGCUGCGCUUCUGGCACUUUUUGCUGCGCGCCGACCUGCCGCCAGACAUUCUCUCUGAGGUCACCUUUGCCACCUUUGGCCUCGGCGACACGUCGUACAAGCGCUACUGCUGGCCGAUCCGCAAGCUGGGCCGCCGCCUGCGCGGGCUCGGCGCCCAGGAGCUCCUGCCCGGCGCCGAGGCCGACGAUCAGCACUUUCUCGGCAUCGACGGCGCCCUCCAGCCCUGGCUCGAGCAGGUCUGGGACGUCCUCGACCAGGUCAUGCCCCUGCCCGACGGCGUCGACGCCAUCCCCGACGAUGUUCUGCUCGAGCCCGAGAUUGCCGUCAGCCUCGCCGAGGGUCCCCGUGCCUCGUCGUCGUCGUCGCCGUCGUCGUCGUCGUCGUUACCAUCGUCGGCCAAUGGGAUAGCCUCGUCGUCGUCGCCCGUUUCGAAAGAAGAAACAGUCAGCCUGCCUGAAGGGUGGCAGUGGGCCACGCUGACCAGGAACGAGCGCAUGACGGCGCCAGACCACUUCCAGGACGUGCGUCUACUCUCCCUCCAGGGCGAGGGCAAAGGGCUCGCAUACGCGCCCGGAGACGUCGUCUCGCUGCGGCCAGCGAACCUGGCGCCGGACGUGGACCGCUUCCUCACCCGCAUGGGCUGGCUUGCCCUCGCCGACGAGCCGCUCGCCUUUGACCCGCACCCGCCGCCGCUGCCGCCCGGCUGCCCCUCUCGGCCGACGCUGCGCGAUGUAUGCGUCCACCACCUCGACUUUCUCUCGGUGCCCCGCCAGUCGUUCUUCGAGGCCAUUCUGCCCUUUAGCAAGCCCGGCUCGCUGCAGCGCGAGAAGCUGCAGGAGUACGUGACCCCCGGCGAGGGCGCCGACGACAUGUACGAGUACGCCCAGCGGGUCCGCCGCACCAUCCUCGAGGUCCUCGAGGAGUUCACCGACGUGGCCGUGCCGCUGCGCCACGUGCUCGACGUCGUGCCGGCCAUGCGCGCCCGCGACUUUUCCAUCGCCUCGGCCCCGCAGCGGCACCGCGGCGGCGAUAGCGGCGGCGAGGGCGGCAGCAAUGGCAAAGUCGAGGACAACGGCGACGGCGACGGCGACGGCGACGGCAAAGGCAACACCCUCGAGCUGGCCGUGGCGGUGGUGCGCUAUCGCACGCGGCUCAAGGCCCCGCGCCGCGGUGUGCUGACCCUCUACCUCGCCAGCCUCGAUGCGCCGGUGCGCGUGCCCAUCCAGCUCAAGCGCGGCACCUUUCGCCUGCCGUCGUCGUCGUCGUCGUCCUCCUCGCCGCCGUGCAUCUUUGUCGGGCCAGGCACGGGCAUCGCGCCGAUGCGCUCCCUGCUCCUGGCGCGCCUUGGCUCUGCGCCCACCGUAUCACCGCAGCAGCAGCAGCAGCAGCCGCAGCAGGGGGCCGAGGAUCUCGUCUUUGCCGGAUGCCGGUACGCGGCCAAGGACUUUCUCUUUGGGUCCGAGCUGCGCCAGCUCGCGGCAGACGCGCGCCUCGGCGGCCUCUUUCUCGCCGCCUCGCGCGACGCCGCCGCGACUUCUGGCGCUGGUCAGAAAAGUGCGACGACGACGGCGGGGAAGUUCUAUGUGCAGGACGCGAUCCGGGCGCAGGGCGCGCGCGUGCGGCGCCUCGUUCUGCACCGCGGCGCGUGGGUGUUUGUGAGCGGGAGCAGCGGCAAGAUGCCAGAGGCGGUGCGCCAGGCCGUCGUCGAUGUUCUUGCCUCGGCUUCUUCUUCAGAGGAAGGGGAAGAGGACAACGGCGGCGAAGGAGGAGAGAACGAGCAGGCGCUGGGCCAGGCGGCGGCGGAGGCGUUUGUGGCGACGAUGGAGCGCGAGGGCAGGUGGCAGGAGGAGUGCUGGUCCUGA